This is a messenger RNA of Helianthus annuus (common sunflower), 3968 nucleotides long. RefSeq names its product putative disease resistance RPP13-like protein 1. Gene Ontology annotation, biological process: defense response to other organism. The transcript is spliced from 3 exons. Lineage: Eukaryota; Viridiplantae; Streptophyta; Magnoliopsida; Asterales; Asteraceae. The record is from RefSeq and is a predicted model, not a curated record. Bases 9 to 3968 code for a protein of 1319 amino acids. Gene Ontology annotation, molecular function: ADP binding.
UGUUAACAAUGGCUGAAGCUGCUGCUGCUGCCCUCGUCAAAGUCAUUUUUGACAAGCUAGCCGAUGAAGCCUUCAAGAAAUAUGCCCGCUCUCAGAAUAUUCACUCGGAGCUCAAGGAAUUGGGGAUCACGCUGUCCCAGAUCCAAGCUCUGCUUAAUGAUGCUUCAAACAAGGAAAUAACUGAUGAGUCUGUCAGACUAUGGCUCAACCGUCUCCAACAUCUGGCUUACGAUAUCGAUGACAUGCUCGAUGAUGUGGCUACUGAAGCUAUGCAUCGUGAGCUGACCCUGGAAUCAGAAGCAAGCACCAGCAUGGUAAGAAAGUUCAUCCCAACUUGCUGCACAAAGUUCUCACUAAGCCAUAGGCUGAGUCCCAAGUUAGACAGUAUUACCACCCGGUUACAACAUCUAGAAAAACAAAAUCCUGGUUUGAUUGUGAAAGGUGAAAAGCCAAAAAUUAAUACUAAUAGAAGAAACGAAACCUCUUUGCUAGAAUCUGAUGUUGUUGGGCGAGAAGGUGAGAAAAAGAGAUUGCUCAACCAGCUGUUAGUAGGUGAAUCAUCUAAGGAAAACUUUAGUAUCUUACCCAUAGUUGGUUUGGGUGGAGUGGGAAAGACCACUUUGGCUAGAAUAUUGUAUAACGAUACGCGGGUGACGGAUCACUUUGAACUCAUGGCUUGGGUUUGUGUUUCCGAUGAGUUUGAUGUAUUCAAAAUAAGUGAAACCAUCUUUGAAUGUGUGGCUAUAGAAAACAAACAGUUUAAAGAUGUAAAUCAGCUUCAAAUUGCUCUUAGAGAGCAAUUUAAGGACAAACGAUUUCUACUAGUACUUGAUGAUGUGUGGAAUCAAAACUAUGAUGAUUGGGAAAUACUAGUGCGUCCAUUUCAUUCUGGGGCUGCUGGAAGUAGGGUAAUCAUGACAACUCGCCAGCAGGAUCUGCUUAAAAAGAUAGGUUUUAAUCAUGUAGACAAUCUCGAGAGUUUGUCGAAUGAAGAUGCUUUGUCUUUGUUAGCUCUACAUGCAUUAGAUGUAGAUAACUUAGAUUCGCAUGAAACACUUAAACCACAAGCUAAAGGUUUCGUGAAAAAGUGUGGUGGUUUGCCUUUAGCUUUAAAGGCAAUUGGAAGGUUACUCAGAACAAAAACCGAGGGAGAAGAAUGGGAUGACGUGUUGAAAAGUAAGAUAUGGGAUUUAGAAAAUGCUGAUGCAAUUGUUCCAGCCCUAAGGCUAAGCUACCAUGAUCUUCCUGCUGAUUUGAAGCGCUUGUUUGCAUACUGCUCUUUGUUCCCAAAGGACUUUGUGUUUGACAAGGAGGAGUUGAUAUUACUAUGGAUAGCUGAAGGGUAUCUGAACGAGUCAACUGCAAACAAAUCACCAGAACGCUUGGGCCAUGAAUAUUUUGAGAAAUUGCUAUCAAGGUCCUUUUUUCAACCCGCACCUAGUGGCGAACCCUUUUUUGUGAUGCAUGAUCUCAUGAAUGACUUGGCCACAUUUGUUGCUGGAGAAUAUUUUUUGAGGUUUGACAGUCAGACGGACACGGCAGAGGAAGCUUUAGGCAAGUACCGACAUAUGUCAUUUAUGCGUGAGCACCAUGUGGGUUUCCAGAAGUUUGAGGCAUUUCAAAGAGCAAGAAGUUUGAGAACCCUGUUAGCUGUAUAUGUUGGGGUAGAGCAAAGCUGGAACAAGUUUUACAUAUCCAAUAAAAUUUUGGUUGACUUAUUUCCUCAGCUAACACUGUUACGGGUUCUUUCUUUGAGUCGUUUUGAUAUAAGUGAGGUACCGGAUUCCAUUUGUAGUUUGGACCAUGUGAGGUAUCUUAAUUUGUCUCGAACAAAUAUCUCAAAGUUACCAGAGAAUGUUGGUAAUCUUUACAAUUUACAAACAUUGAUCGUUUUUGGUUGUAAGAGGUUGAGUACAUUGCCUAAAAGCUUCCUAAAGCUCAAAAAGUUGAGGCAUUUUGACAUCAGGGAUACUCCACUUUUAGAGAAGCUACCCUUGGGGAUUGGUGAGUUAAGAAACCUUCAAACUCUCACCAAGAUUAUCAUUGGAGGUGAUGGUGAAUUUGCAAUAACCGAGCUUAAGGGAUUAAAGAAUCUCCAUGGAGAAAUUUCCAUCGAGGGGUUGAACAAAGUGCAAAGCUCAAUGCAUGCACGAGAGGCAAACUUAUUAUUAAAAGGGAUUAAUAAGUUGGAGUUGAAAUGGGAUGAUGGUUCUAUAAGAGAAAUACUUGAGAAGGAGGUUCUCAAUGAGUUGAAGCCCAAUAGUGACAAGUUAGAAAUGCUUGUAGUUGAGUGUUAUAAGGGAAUAGAGUUUCCAAGUUGGGUUGGGGAUUCGUCUUUUCAUCGACUGGUUCAAGUGUCGCUACGCGGUUGUAAAAAAUGUACAUCUCUACCGCCACUUGGGCAGUUACCUUCACUUAAGGAGUUGUUGAUUCAAGGAAUGGAUGAUGUUAAAGUCAUAAGUUUGGAGUUAAGUGGGAGUACUGAUGUUACCUUCCCUUCACUUGAAAUUCUAAGGUUUGAAGAUAUGUCGAGUUGGGAGGUAUGGUCAGCCAAUAGCGAGGAAAUGUUUCCAUGCCUUCGAGAGCUUCAAAUAGAAAAUUGUCCCAAUUUGAUUGAUGUCUCACUUGAAGCAUUACCUUCACUAAGGGCUUUAAGAAUAUAUAAAUGUUGUGAAAGUGUGCUGAGAAGUCUGGUUCGAGCAGCUUCAUCAACCACAGAGAUAGAAAUCGGAUCUAUUUUAGGGCUUACGGAUGAGGUGUGGAGAGUUGCUAUAGAGAAUUUUGGGGUGAUGGAAACAGUAAAAAUCAUGGAUUGUGAUGAAAUAAGAUACAUGUGGGAAUCAGAUGCAGAGGCAAGUAAAGUUCUUGUAAAUUUAAAGGAACUGAAGGUAUGGGAUUGUAAAAGAUUGGUGAGUUUAGGAGAGAAAGAGGAGGAUGAGGAUAAGAUUGGGAGCAACCUCCUAUCAUCUCUUAGGACUUUGGAUGUACAACAUUGCCCUAGUAUGGAGCGUUUGUGUUGUCCAAAUAGCAUGGAGAGUUUAGACAUCGGUUGGUGUAGGUCAGUUAGACAUGUCUCCUUCCCAAGAGCAACAACAACAGGUGGAGGAGGGCAGAAUCUCAAGUCACUUACUAUAAAAGAGGGCUGGAAAAAUUUGAAAUCAAUAAGUCAGUUGAGUAACUCCAUUCACCUCACCUCUUUGUCCAUACGUGACUGUCAAAGCAUGGAAUCAUUUUCCGAUCUUCAGCUAUCAAGCCUCACCAGAUUGAUAAUAGAAGGUUGUGAAAGCAUAGAGUCAUUUCCUAACCUCCAUCUUCCAAAUCUCACAGAUCUGGAGAUAUUACAUUGCAAAAACUUGAAGGCAUUUGGUGACCUGCAGCUACCAAAUCUAAUCAGUUGGAUAAUAUGGAAUUGUGAAAAUCUGGAAUCAUUUCCUGACCUUCAGCUAUCCAAUCUCACCAUGUUAAAAGAUAUGGAUAUCAUCAGUUGUCCAAUGAUUGAUGCUUCCUUCCCUCGUGGGCUUUGGCCUCCCAAAUUGGAUUCCCUUGUAAUAGGGGGGUUGAAAAAGCCCAUCUCAGAAUGGGGCUAUCAGAAUUUCCCAGCUUCCCUUGUUCACCUAAGAUUAUCGGAUGAACCACAUGUGAGGAAUUUUAGUCAAUUGUCCCAAUUUUUCCCUUCUUCUCUUACAUCUUUGGAAAUAUUCGAAUGUGAUAAUCUCGAAACAGUUUCAAUGGGACUCCAACACCUCACAUCUCUUCAACAUAUUGGAAUUUGGGGAUGUCCAAAGCUGAACGAUCUACCAGAGACGCUAUUACCUUCACUUUUGAGUUUGAGAAUCAUUCAAUGCCCAAAAUUGAAAGAAAGGUGUGAAGGAAGAGGCUCCCUCUACUGGCCACUCAUCUCUCAUAUCCCCUGCCCUGAAAUAGACUUCAGGUUGAUAGGGUGCGGAUUUAAGUUGUUAAUCAGUUGA